Molecule: messenger RNA, 3252 nt
Organism: Cyclospora cayetanensis
Lineage: Eukaryota; Apicomplexa; Conoidasida; Eucoccidiorida; Eimeriidae
Exons: 13
Coding region: 1-3252 (1083 amino acids)
Molecular function (GO): protein binding
Source: RefSeq, a predicted model, not a curated record
AUGGCCACCCCCGCUGGAUUGGCAGCUGCCCCCGUCAGAGGCAUGGAAAACAGCAACAGGCAUGCGGAAGGAUGUAAAGGAGGGCAUGGCGUUCCAGAAGAUGACGCCUGCCCUCAAGGCUCCGAAACUCUAGGGCCCUCAUGCAUUGCAAAGGCCGGUCUCUCCGCUUGCCCAUGUUCGUUUGUACUUGAGUCGGCGGCGCAAACUUCCCUCGCCGCAUUCUUCUUUGGCACAGCAAAGAGGGGGGCACCGCAUGACGUGCUGAAGCCGUUUUUCUUGUGGCUCUUCCCGAAUAUACUGGUUGCAUUGGUAUUUGCGGUGACGCUUAUUGCGUGCCUCAUCGUGGACGCGUCUACUGAGAUCGACCUCUUCUUUCUGCUCCUGCUCAUUGGAGGGUGGAUUUUACUGGCUGCCAUUUCAAGUCGGCGGCAGCGGCGCCACGCGGCUCCCCACGUAGGGGGGGCAGCCAGGCCGUGUUUGGUGCAAAAGACGGUACUGGGAAAGGUCAAAGGUCAAGAAGGUGGCCAGGUGCAGCAGCUCGCUGCUUCUGAGGAGGCGGAUCAUGCAGAGGUAGUAGAGAGGUCCUCCCGCGCCCGGGAGGCCAAGGGGCCUCUCGGCACGUGUGUUCAUAGGGGGAGGCGGCUAGACCGCGAUGCGAGACGCUCCAACUCUAGCGCAAGUGUGAUCUCUUGCGAGACAUUCACACCCCUGAGCGACUCCCGGCGGUCUGCUGAUCAGGCCUUGGGAGAAGGCUCGCGCGGGGGCAGUGUGACUACUGAGGAGCGCGAAGAGACUUUGAGUUGUUCGGAGGGAGGGGAGGACAGAGAGGAGGCGUGUUGCAGCGAGGCGGAAGAUCGCGAGCGGUGGGGCCUCCUCGGACCGCCUCUCGUGUCUGCGCCUCCCCUUUGCAACACUGGGAACCGCCGAGUUACAGACUUUUCGGCGUGGGUGGGAGGUCCAGCUGGGGAGCUUGCGCUUCCGCCAUCUCCCUUGACGGAUCUCUCCUUCUGCCGCUCUCAGACGGUCGGUGCUGCAACGCUUUCCCCCCACGAGGACACACUCAGCAUCGAACAAGUGCAGCAACAUCAACAAGUGCAGCAACAUCAACAAGUGCCACGACGGAGGGAGACAAGGGCAGCGCUGCAGUACUACAUGGGGCUGGUCAAGGACUGCUGCAAGCGAAGAGACGGAGCUGGGGCACUCAAAGUGCUAGAAGAGGUGCAGAGAGAGGGCAGGGUUGCACCCGAUGUGCAGCUGCUAAAUUACGUCCUCUUCGCUUGCGUCGCCAGUCAAGACAGCUUUUUAACAAAACGGUUGUUUGAAUCGAUUGAGGGGGCGGGUGUUGCGGACCUGGUGACGUAUAACACGAUGCUGAAGGCGUUUUCCGUGUCUGGCCAGUUGGCAGAGGCAGAGAAGAUCCUUCGGAGCAUGAGAGAUCGAAAUGUAUCACCAGAUGAGGUUUCGUUCAAUCUCCUCGUAAACGCCGCCGUGUGCUGCGGACGAAUUGAUCGCGCCUGGCAUUAUGUGGAGGAACUGCGUACAUCGAAUAUGGUGCCCGACAAGUUCACGAUCUCCUCGCUGGUUAAGAGCCUGCAGCCUGGCCAAGAUCCAAAAUUGAUUCAGCGCACCCUUCGGCUAAUGGACGGGAUUAAUGCCUGCGAAGAUUUAAUCCUCCUUUCGACCUGCAUCGACGCCACACUGCGGCUAGGAGAUUUGGACCGUCUUCGGCGUCUGCUGCUCCAGUUCGAGUCUUCCUCUCUCCAGCCAAACCCACACGCGUAUGGCACGCUAAUCAAGGCCUACGGAAGGAUUGGAAAUCUUACAAAGGUUUGGGGUCUAUGGAAUGAACUUCAAGGCAGAAGAAACAUCGAGCCUACCAACUACACCUACGGCUGCAUGCUCGAUAUUCUUCUUAGCAAGAACUUGUUGACAGAUGCCACCGAAUUGUUUUGUCACAUGGUAUACAACGGAGUUGUUGACGCUGUUCACUUUUCAAUCCUCGUAAAGGGCCUUUCCAAGUACAGCGACCAAGGCGUCAAGCUUGCGUUGGAAGCCUAUGCAGUGCUGCGUAAGAGUGCCGCUACGAGAAGAGGGGCGACAGGACCUGAGAAGAGUGGUACAGCAGCGAGCUGCCUUCCAUCCCGGGGUGGGGAAAAGGUUAAGCAACCACAGGCGGUCCUGAACACAAUUUCCUUCAAUGCUCUCCUGCAUCUUUGCGUCACGAAUGGGCGCAUGGCAGACGCCUUGAGGCUCUUCAGUGAUAUGGAGAACCAAGAAGCUGUUACGCCAGACCUUAUCACGUAUAGCACUGUGAUCAAGGGCUUGUGCUGUUAUCCAGGAGACGCCCCUUUAGAGAAGGCGUUGCUUUUGCUUGAGCAGAUGCAGAAGAGGUAUGGCAUUCGACCGGACGCUAUCGUUUUCAAUACUUUAAUUCAGGGAGCGGCUACGCGAAAGAAUCCUCAACUUGUUGAGCAUCUCCUCACGCUGAUGCAAGAGGCCAGUGUGCCACCCAGCAGUUACACACUCUGUCAAUGCAUCAAGCUAUAUGGGAAAUGCAACAACCUGCAGCGCGCGUUAGAACUGGCGAAUGAGCUGCCUGCGCACUUUGGCUUCGCCAUAGAUGGCUACGUGUGCACCGCGCUGAUCGCUGCAUGCAUGAGCAACGGAGCCCCUGUAUUAGCCGGACAGUUGGCGCUUCAGGCUUCUUCUGUAGGAGUUGAAUUGCCGCACGGAGUUCUUUGCCGCCUGUGGAACACCCUGCAGUUUGCAAAGACAGCACAGCUGCAGCAGCAGGAAACGGCCCUGCAUGCUCCGGAUCUAGCAACCCUCUGUGAUGCUGUAGCGAAGCUCUUGGCCCCGCACUCAAAAGACGCAGGAACGUCUAGCCAUGAAACUCUUGGACAGUUUCAGCAGCAGUUCCAGCAGCAGCAGCAACAGCACUUCCAGCAGCAGCAGCAACAGCAAUUUCAGCAGCAACAACAACAGCAAUUUCAGCAGCAGCAGCUGCUGCUGCCGCUGCACUUUGGAGGUGACGAGAAUGUGUGCGGCGGACAGAAGCAGGAGCGUUGCACCAGCAGCAGUACCAAUUUCAACUACGGGCUUAUGAUGGGAGUAGCCAACCACCCGUCGCAGGAGCAGGCACAGGGAGGGGUUUUACCCAGUGCUUUAUUCCCUCAGGUCCAAAGUGACUGGGGAAAAGCACGUGAUAUUUCUCUGUUAGAGAGUUUGGGCGGGGUUCCACACCAUGAAUAG